Molecule: messenger RNA, 3537 nt
Organism: Penicillium brevicompactum
Lineage: Eukaryota; Fungi; Ascomycota; Eurotiomycetes; Eurotiales; Aspergillaceae
Product: DNA repair ATPase SMC5
Exons: 7
Coding region: 1-3537 (1178 amino acids)
Biological process (GO): double-strand break repair via homologous recombination
Cellular component (GO): Smc5-Smc6 complex
Molecular function (GO): ATP hydrolysis activity; ATP binding
Source: RefSeq, a predicted model, not a curated record
AUGGAGUCACCAAAUCUCUCGCGUCGGCGACCCCGGGACGAAGACGAAGACGAAGACGAUAUCAAGUCCGAGUCAACUUCCAACUCGCGCGCAUCAAGUGCCAAACGUCCCCGCUUGAACCCCGCCGACAGUGACAACGAGCCUACUGAAGAUCAGGACGCCGAAGAAGACGAAGAAGAAGAGGACGAAGCCGAAGCCGACGAAAAUGGAGAGGGAGAAAGCGAUGCAGAAAGCAAUAGUUCCAGCGCCUCACAGACGAUUGCCAACCCUCCUCAAGUCGCACCUCACGACGGCCUGGGUCCCGGUGGCUACAAGCCGGGUGCCAUCGUGCGCAUCAAAGUGACAAACUUUGUCACUUACACUUCCGCGGAGUUUUUCCCAGGCCCGAAGUUGAAUAUGGUGAUAGGUCCUAACGGUACGGGCAAAAGCACCUUGGUUUGCGCAAUUUGUCUGGGUCUUGGAUGGGGCCCACAGCACCUGGGGCGUGCCAAGGACCUAGGCGAGUUUGUCAAGCACGGCAACAAAGAAGCCAUCAUUGAGAUUGAGCUAUGUGGACCACCCAAGAUUGGUCACAACCCCAUCAUUCAGCGUACGAUCAAGCGCGAUGGCAAUAAGAGCUCGUUCCUGCUUGAUGGCCAGACGGCCUCCAAGAACGACGUAUUGAAACUAGCUCAGUCAUUCGCCAUCCAAGUCGACAAUCUGUGCCAGUUUUUACCCCAGGACAAAGUCGCCGAAUUUGCUGCACUCACUCCAAUUGACCUUCUCCACUCCACACAGAGGGCAGCAGCUGGCCCUGAGAUGCUGGGCUGGCACGAUGACCUGAAAACCCUUAGGAGCAAGCAGAAAAAGUUAGAGCUUGACAAUGGGGGCGAUAAAGAUACUCUGGUGAACCUGGAGAGCCGCCAAGAAAUGCAAAGAGCAGACGUUGAACGAAUGCGCGAACGCGCUGAAAUCGAGCAAGCCAUCGCCAUGCUCAAAAAAUGUCGACCGGCCGUCGCAUUUAAAGAACAUGUAGCGGCCACACAGGCUAUGAUUGCCGAGAAAAAAGACCUGGAUGCUGAAUAUGCGCAGCUCAAGGAAGAAACUGAGCCUGUUCUCCGUGCAGUAACGGCCAAAGAAGCCUACAUCGAAGAGUUGAAUGGAGCGAGAGAUGAUCGAAAGGAUGCUGUUGAUGAGGCGUCCAAGGUCACCUUAACAAAGGGCAAACUGAUUGACGACUUUGACGCGAAAAUCUCGGAGAUCAACGCACAAAAGGCUCAGCAGCAGAUCAACCAGUUUCAACGCCAGUUGAAUGAUGAGGCCGUUGAGUUCGAUCCAGAAGUCUUCAACGAGAGUCUGCGAGAGAAGCGACUUCAGAGGCGAGCCAUGGAGACGCGUGCCCAAGAGAUCAAAGACCAACACAUUCCCCUCCUGGAAGAACAGAACCAGGUGCGCAGGGAUAUCAAGCAAGCUGAGACCCAAUUGGCCAAUCUGGACUCGGCAGCUGGUCAACAAGAGAUCAAGCUUGAACAAAUAUCUAGGGACACGCUCAGAGCGUAUAAAUGGCUUCUUGAAAACCAGAACAAGUUUGAACAAGAAGUUUUUGGUCCACCCAUCGUGACAUGUUCGGUCACCGACCCCAAAUUUGCCGAUGCUAUCGAGUCUCUAUUCCAAAGGACAGACUUUACCUCUUUUACGACCCAAAACCGAAAUGACUUCCGCACGAUGCAAAGAGAGCUUAUCCACGGCAUGAAGCUCCACGAUAUUUCCAUCCGAACUUGCUCACUGUCACUAGACAGGAUGAGUCCCCCGAUGCCAAACGAUCAAAUCCGCCAACUAGGGUUUGAUGGCUGGGCGAGAGACUUGCUUGCUGGACCUGAUCCCGUGAUUGCUAUGCUUUGCAGCGAGAAAAACCUGCAUGCCACUCCAAUUGCGUUCAGAGAGAUCUCCGAAGAUGUCUUCAAUCGUCUGCAAGACAGCUCGUUGAGCGCCUGGGUAACCGGCAAGAGCAGCUAUAACAUUACUCGGCGCAGAGAGUACGGACCUUGUGCCACAUCCACUCGAGUUCGACAGAUCCAGCCUGCCAAGGUGUGGACUUCACAGCCUGUUGAUCAGAGCCUCAAACGUAGCCAUCAGGAAAAUAUCGCUCAGUGGAACGAGCAACUCACUGAGAUCAGCAACAAGCUUGAAACCAGCAAGAACACAGGUCUGAAGCUACGGGAGGAGAUGGAGCAGCUAGCAAAAGAAACGCGAGCAAUCGAGCGCGAGAAAGACGAAAAACAAACCGCACACACUCAAUACCGUGCACUUCCCCAAAUGAUCUCCCACCAGAAAGCCAAGCUCGAAAGUGUCACAGCCAUGUUUGAUACUGUACGAGAAACAGUUCGUGCCUACCGCAACGAACAAGACGAUCUUGCUAUUCAAAAGGCUGAAGCUACAGUCGAAUACGCCGACGCUGUCGAACUAUUCCGUCAAGCUUACGAAGAGCUGAUGAAGAUCCAAGUCCAGUUUUUGGAGGCCAACUCGGACCUUCAGACCUUGCGGCAACGCAAUGUCGAGACUACGAGGAUUUUAGACGAGAAGCGAGAGCACCUGAUGAAGUUUACCGCCACGCUGAGGGAGCUCAAGCUCCAGACCCGAAAUGAGAGACAAGAGGCCCUCAGGAUCAUUGAAGAAGUCAAUGGGUUGCCCGGCGGACCUGAGAUAAUGAACGAAAUCAAUGAUCAUGAUAUCGCUCGACUAGAGGCUGAUAUCGAAUCCCAGGUAGCCCGACUGCAAUUCACUCAUGGUGGAAGUGAUCACAUGGUCAAGGAGUUCGAAGCCCGCGAAAAGACGAUUGACAAGCUACGCACCAAACUCGCCGACUUCGAGGCCAAGCUCGUCGAACUUAGCGCAGCCAUUACCGAAAUCCGCAAUGUGUGGGAGCCCAGGCUGGAGGCACUCAUCGGAAAGAUCAGUGACGCAUUCUCUGACUCCUUCCGACGCAUCGGAUGCGCAGGCCAGGUCACACUAGGCAAAGCCGAAAGCGAGCCUGGACCGAAUGGCGAGCCCGGCGUGAGUGAAUUCGCAGAGUGGUCGAUUGUGAUCCACGUCGCGUUCCGCCAGGACGCGCCCCUGUCCGUAUUGAACUCGCACCGUCAAUCCGGCGGCGAGCGCGCCGUGAGUACCAUCUUCUACCUCAUGGCGCUGCAGUCGCUUUCCGCCUCGCCGUUCCGUGUGGUGGACGAGAUCAACCAGGGUAUGGACCCGCGUAAUGAGCGCAUGGUCCACGGGCGUCUGGUCGAUAUUGCGUGCGCCUCUAGUGAGUCGGACGAAGUCGACAAUAACGGCAACCCGAUCGGCGGGGGCGGGGGUGGCCAGUAUUUCCUCAUUACGCCGAAGCUUCUCAAUGGUCUCGCUUACAAGCGGGGCAUGCGUGUGCUUUGCAUUUACAGCGGCGAGCACAUGCCCCAAGAUUAUGACAAGAUCAAUUUCAAGGAAGCCAUUCGGAAGAUGGCCGCACUCUCUGGCAAGGAGGUUGGUCUUCCCAUUCAAGGGAGUGCCCCAGUCUAUGCGUAA